Peronospora matthiolae is the source of this 444-nucleotide messenger RNA. The record is from the annotation of a GenBank genome assembly. NCBI's taxonomy places the organism in Eukaryota, Oomycota, Peronosporomycetes, Peronosporales, Peronosporaceae.
AUGUGCGAGGAUCGAAAUGCGUUCGAAGAUUACUAUGAAUUGCAUCAUGCUCGAGUUACUUCAAGUGCAAAGAGCGACGUGAAGCUGAAUGUCAUUGGACUUGGCAUAGUGAAGCUGGUCGUCUGGACAGGGCACGCGUGGAUCAACGCUCGCCCGCGCGGCAUGACAGUGGAGAUUACGCGCAACGAGUGCGUGGAAAAGCGUGGAGGCACACCGGUAGCAACAGGUAGGAAGCAGGGCUUCCUACUGUACCUCAACGCUGACUAUGCUACGGAGUGCUGCCAUAUAGCCGAAGACGAGACUGAGGUAUGGCAUAGAAGACUGGACCCCGAGUCGUAUGGUACCCUGAAUGCCAUACUUACAGACGGAAGGAUCACGGGCGCGGCGACGAAAUCGAACGUUGCGUGUGACGUAUGCGCAACGUCAAAGCAAGUGCGCAAGUAA